Fusarium sp. VM40 is the source of this 1869-nucleotide messenger RNA. NCBI's taxonomy places the organism in Eukaryota, Fungi, Ascomycota, Sordariomycetes, Hypocreales, Nectriaceae. The record is from the annotation of a GenBank genome assembly.
AUGUUUCCCUUUCCGGCAUCAGACGACCAAGUGAGGCCUUUAACCGAAGAGGACCAGCAGAUCCUCUUGGGACUUGCCCGUCGCUAUGGUGUCUCGAGUCUUGUUUGCGCUCUGAGCGGCCUGGGUGCUUCAUCCCGAGCCUCUACCUUCUCAGCAUCCACACUACUCAGCAACACCAGUGCUCCCUCAUUAGCAUGGAGCAGUUCCGAGGCGUCUCACGCCCGAUCCGAUGCUGCCUCGAUCCGAACUCAAUCCACAUGGCAGGACAACGCAGGCGACGUGCCCUCAAUUCACGAUGGUGAGGUCGGUAAAGUUGCCGAUCGCACAUGGCUCGACUCGCCCAAUCUCAUGCAGUCACCCAUCCCUUCAUGCGAUGUCACCUCCAACCCGUCGCCCCGGCAUGUCACACCCACAUCAAAGAAAUACCAGUGCCCUAUGUGUUUCUUGGACAACAACCCUGUGGGUUUUGGCAGGAAGAGUGAUUUCAAGAAGCAUCUCUACAACUUCCACGGUGCUGAUGUGACAUGGCUGUGCAAGACCAAGGGUUGCCAUCUAUCGUUUGCUACUGAGCGAGCAUACAGCACUCACGCCAAGGAGACUCACCGCAUGGACGCUCUCCCUAACAGCUCAGCCAAGACAGACUUGUGCCCUCAGGUUGUCUUUGGUUGCGGUUUCGCUAGCUGCAAGGAUCGCGUCUUUGAGGCUUCCACCAGCGAGCAGGCUUCGGCCAGCCGCGACAAGUACUUUGAGCAUAUUGCCAAGCACUUUGAGGACGGAUUCGACGUGAACAACUGGGAGUACAAGGUCCAACUCCACAACCUUAUGCGUCAAUCCAAGGUCAAGUCUAUUUGGAAGACAUGUAUCUGGCCCAAGGAGAAGAGACUGCAACUUACAUGGCGACCUCGCUCCUCUGGCGAUCUCAAGCGUAUGCUCGAGGCUCGUCAUCUUGGUGAAGACAUCUCAACACUUGUUCGUCUUGCAUUUAUCCUUGGCACAUCUCCUUUCACUAGCGUUACCACACCGCCUCCGAGCGAGAUUGAUCUGCAGUUUUCUCUACCUUUCCGAUCUCAAUGCUUGAUGGAUACUGUUGGCCACGGUGAUGGUGUACCAUCCAAGACAGACGACUACAGUGAGCACAGUGAGCACAACACGCCGAUGGUCACUGUGACAAAGCAGCUGCCCCAAACACCACAGCCGCCCUCGUUCCCUGUCCGACGUAUCAAACAAGAAACCCGCCCAUCAACACCAGUAGACGGCAUUAUGGAGCCCAUGGUUCAAGAUGAUCUCACUGCUGGUCCUCACCCGGGAACACCGUUCCCUAUCCCUAAUGAGCAUGUCUGGCCAGUUGACGCGCCCAAGUUUGCUCCUGAUCAAAUGAACACUUUUGCUGAUGCCUCCAUGACCUACAUUCUGCCUGGUCAGGAACUUCCUCAACAUCAAUGGGACAUGACUGGUAUGCAGCAGCACUUCCCUCAGCAGGACACUGUUAUGACCAACGUCUAUAUGCCCCCUCAGCAACAACCUGUUGCUGCUCGUCCCGCUACUCCCAUCCCCUCGAAACGACCUGGAUCUUGGGGCAAGCGUCUCAGCCUUGAGAACUUGCGCCCCAAGAAGAAGACCAGCGUGUAUGGUAGUCCCUCUUCCGAACACGAGGCCGUUCCCCCUGUGCCAGCCAUGUAUGCCGAGAUGAUGCCCACGUCCGUACCAACAGGCUAUCAGCUGCCGAUGCGAAUGGGUCACCCUCAACAAGGGUACACAUCCAACCCUGGCUUCAUGCCUCAACAACAUCAGCAUCAUCCGCAACACCAACAGCAGCAGUUUGGCUCGCCCACAACCUUUUACCUGGAUGAUGGUGAAAUGAGACUAUAA